Messenger RNA from Rhinichthys klamathensis goyatoka, 864 nucleotides. RefSeq names its product serine/threonine-protein kinase pim-2-like. Bases 1 to 864 code for a protein of 287 amino acids. NCBI's taxonomy places the organism in Eukaryota, Metazoa, Chordata, Actinopteri, Cypriniformes, Leuciscidae. Gene Ontology annotation, molecular function: ATP binding; protein serine/threonine kinase activity. The record is from RefSeq and is a predicted model, not a curated record. Gene Ontology annotation, biological process: protein autophosphorylation; negative regulation of apoptotic process; regulation of mitotic cell cycle. The transcript is spliced from 5 exons. Gene Ontology annotation, cellular component: cytoplasm.
AUGCUUAAAUCAGUGGCUCUGCAGGAUCCAGCUGAUCCUCAACAGGGUCCAUCCGUCCUCGAGACAGCAGCUCAGCCGGUUCCAGCUGAUCCUCAACCGGGUCCAUCCGUCCUCAAGACAGAUGCUCUGCAGGAUCCAGCUGAUCCUCAACCGGGUCCAUCUGUCCUCAAGCCAACGACUCUGCAGGAUCUAGAUGAUCCUCAACCAAAUCCAUUGGUCUUCAAGCCAACGGCUCUGAAGGAUCCAACUGAUUUUCAUAUUCCAGAUCUAAAAGAUGAAACUAUUCCAUAUCAGAAACUUUAUGAAUACAAGAGGUUAAUUGGAAGAGGUGGCAAUGGCUCUGUGUAUGAGGGGAUCCGGAAAUCUGAUAACCAGAAGAUUGCCAUGAAAUUCAUCCGGAAGAGGGCAACAGACAAGUAUAUUAAAAUUCCUGGGUGUGCCGAUCCAGUGUUUGCAGAAGUGGCUAUCAAUCUGUUGCUGAAACAGCCUCCGUUAAAUCCCAACAUUGUGUAUAUGUGGGAAUGGUUUGAAGAGAGUAAAGAAUACAUCCUCAUUCUGGAGUAUCCGCAUCCCUGCCAGAGCUUGCGCUUAUUCCUCGAGAACAACAGGCCUCGACUGAAUGAAUCACAGGCAAGUGACCUGAUGUUCCAAGCAGUGCUCGCAGCAAAGCACUGUCUUGACCGGGGAGUCUUCCAUUGUAGCAUCAAACCUGACAACAUCCUGGUCAAUACAGAGACAAUGGAACUUACAUUAAUAGACUUCAGUGGCAGUAGGAUUGUCAAGUCUUCUGGCCACACAAGAGAACAUCUAGGUGAAUUGGCAGUAAGCUGUAAUGUAAUAUGUCAGUCUUCUGUGGCGAUUUAA